Molecule: messenger RNA, 6975 nt
Organism: Colletotrichum truncatum
Lineage: Eukaryota; Fungi; Ascomycota; Sordariomycetes; Glomerellales; Glomerellaceae
Source: RefSeq, a predicted model, not a curated record
AUGUCUCCAAGAGCAGUUCAAGCUGAGACUCCAGAUGGAGGCCCGCUGGAGCCUAUCGCCAUCUGCGGCAUGGCUUGCCGCCUUCCUGGUGGUGUUGACUCUGAAUCGUCUUUCUGGAAAAUGCUAGUAGAAAAGCGCACAGGACAGACAGCCAAAGUUCCUGAAUCCCGCUUCAACAUUGAUGCACACCUCCACGAGAAUCUGAGCCGCCCUGGCUCAUUUAACGUCCCUGGCGGUUACUUUCUUGACAACAAACCAGAAGACUUCGAUCCAACUUUCUUCAACAUCACUCCGGUGGAGGCGCAGUGGCUGGACCCACAGCAGAGGAGGAUGCUGGAAGUAAGCUACGAAUGCUUAACUUCUGCUGGCCUCACUUUGGAUGAGAUCUCUGGAACAAACACAGCCGUGUAUGUCGGCUCUUUUACUUCUGACUACCGUAAGUUCUUCAUAUUCAUGUCAACUCGAGAGCCUGACUUCCGCCAUAACUAUGCAGCAACCGGUGUCGAUACAGGAAUCAUCAGCAAUCGCAUCGGAAACACGUUCAACUUGAAUGGGCCAAGCUUCACGAUAAACACGGCCUGCUCCUCUUCGGUAUACGCUAUUCACAACGCUUCCCAUGCACUUCGAGCACGCGACUGCGAUGCCGCAAUUGUGGGAGGUGUCAACCUCAUUAUCACCGUCGACCAGCACAUGAACACGGCAAAGCUGGGCAUUCUCUCCCCAACAUCCACUUGCCACACCUUCGACGCGUCUGCAGACGGCUAUGGUCGCGCCGAGGCUGCCGGCGCCAUCUAUCUGAAGCGCCUCUCCGACGCGAUCCGCUGCGGUGACCCGAUCAGAGGUGUAAUUCGCGCGACGGCCGUAAACACCAAUGGAAAGGUUCCAGGCAUGGGCAUCACGCACCCUAGCGUCAAGGGCCAGGAGCGGGUUGUUCGACUAGCUUAUGAAAAGGCCGGGUUGGACCCCAACCAUACAGCUUACGCCGAGCUCCAUGGAACUGGUACACCUGUCGGAGAUCCGAUUGAGGUGCGAGCCAUAUCGAACGCCUUGAACGAUACGCGUUCGAAAAAAAAGCCCUUGAUCAUAGGAGCCCUCAAACCAAACAUAGGUCACAGUGAGGCAGCGAGUGGCAUUUCCGCUGUGAUGAAGGCUGCUCUGAUGACAGAGUCCGGUGUCAUCCCUGGCGUCGCCCUUCUCAAUAAGCUAAACCCGGCCAUCCAUGAGGAAGAAUGGAAUGUCAAAGUCAACAGGGAAACGUCACCAUGGCCGAGCGAGUUUCCUGUCCGUCGGGCCAGUGUCUCGUCCUUUGGUUAUGGCGGCACCAACGGCCAUGUUGUUGUUGAAGCUGUUGAGUCUCUGUACCCAUGGUAUCGACACGCCAAGUCGAAGCGUGACGCGCAAUACGACCAUUCCACCAAAAGGCCGGUUUUGGUUUGCUUGUCUGCGCACGACAAGCCAACACUUGGACGGGUUAUCAAGAGCAUUGCCGGAGUUGCCGCGGAUUACUACGGAAUUGACCUAGCCCAUACCCUUAACCUACACCGCACUGCUUUCAAUCAGAGGGCAUUCACCGUACUUCGUGAGGGUCAGGAGGCUAUCGCCUUCGACGCAAAUGCUGAUGUUGCCGUACUCCGGACCGGAGCUGCUCCGGCUGCUGGGAAAACGCCCGAACUGGCUUUUAUGUUCACUGGUCAAGGAGCACAAUGGGCCGGAAUGGGUCGAGUGGCCAUGUCUGAGUUCCCCAUUUUUGCAGAAGUCAUCCACAACUUGGACCGGGUUCUUGGCAAGGUCACGCCUGUGCCAUCCUUCAAAUUGGCCGACGUGCUCCUUGAUGACCCAGUCAAUACAGAGAAAUUCAUCAAUCAGCCUGAUGUGGCACAGCCGUUGUGCACAGCGAUCCAGAUCGCCAUGGUGGACCUGCUCUCCCAAUGGGAUAUCGAGCCCGUUGUGAGCGUGGGACACUCUUCCGGAGAAAUCGCAUCCGCCUACGCCGCAGGCCUUAUCAGCGCUCCUGAGGCCAUCAUCGCCGCCUACUGCCGUGGAUAUUCCGUCCAGUGGCAUUCUGGAGCAGGCUCCAUGUUGGCUGUUGGUCUGGGCGCCGACGAAGCGAGUCUCUCCCUCCCAAGUGACGCAUCCGAAGCCUGCAUCGCCUGCGAGAACUCGCCUCAGAGCGUGACUAUCAGCGGUCGGAGCGAAGCCAUCGCGCAGUUGCGAGACUCAUUUACUGCCAAGGGUGUUUUCGCUCGUGAGCUCAAGACCGGUCGCGCCUACCACUCGCCUCAUAUGGCUGACGUUGCCGUCGCCUAUGAGGCUCUCCUCGAGGCCUCGUUGAAAGUCCUGAGUGAAGAGGACCGACAGUGGCAUCGUGAGCGAUCUGAGAUGAUUUCAUCUGUCACCGGGGAGCGAGUGAUUGGCAACCACUUGGCGGAGGGCUACUUCAGCAUGAAUCUGCGCCAGAGAGUGCGGUUCAGCGAAGCCGUCCAGAAGAUUGGCAACGACGAUGCUUUUUCAAAGGUCAGGGUAGCAGUGGAAAUUGGCCCACACUCGGCGCUCGCUGGCCCCUUCAAACAGAUUUGCAAAGCCGGCAAGUUCGAACGCUUCACCUACGUCCCGUCUAUGGUUCGAAAUAAGGAUGAUGCCGACCAACUCCUCUCCGUGGCCGGCUCCAUGUUUCUGGUCAACUACCCACUCCGAUUGGAAGAGGUCAACGCAGCCGCGUACGACGAACAAAAUAAGUCGGGAUUCCGCAAGCCUAGAACCCAGUAUUUGUUGGUCGAUCUACCUCCCUACCCAUGGAAUUACGAGAAGUCGCACUGGGCUGAGCCGCGAGCGAGCGCCGAGCAGCGUCACAGAGAGUAUCCGAGGCACGAUCUUCUUGGUAGCCGCAUUUCGGGUCUCUCGUCCGGAAUGCGUGCGUGGCGCAAUGUGCUACGGGUCAGAGACGUCCCGUGGCUUCGUGACCAUAGCCUUGGCGAGAGCGCCAUUUUCCCGGCGGCGGGAUAUAUCACGAUGGCUAUCGAGGCGGCACGGCAGGUUCAUGAACAUGAUGGCGAUGGCUUGAGCCGUACUGCCAGCGGUGUCACGCUCCAAGAUGUUGACAUCAAGACAACUCUCAAUAUUCCCGACAGCGAGGAUGAAGGCGUGGAGACAUUGUUGACGCUUCAAUCCGCAGACAGCACUGGGUGGUAUUCCUUUACCAUUGAAUCGUGUUCCAGCGCUGAUCGGUGGACUCUUCACUGCGAUGGCCGUGUUCGUGUGAACACUGUCCCGUCUGCCUCUCAGCCAAGGCCUACUCCAGUUGAUGAGAAGGUCCUUGGGCAGCAGGUGUCUGGAAAGCGCUGGUACGAGGCCUUUGAACGCGUUGGCUUCCACUAUGGCCCUUCGUUCCAGCAAUUACAACGCGUACACACCGGACGCGAUUUACAUCAAGCAGCUGGCGAUGUCAUAGUGCGGAAUACUUCUGGACUGAUCCAAGGCGAAUCGCGUGCCCUCAUCCAUCCCUCGACCGUCGACGCCUGUCUCCACCUCGUCAUUAUUUCCAUUCAUGCUGGGAAGUACAAAGAGAUGCCCUGGGGCGUCGUUCCCACGCGUAUCGAGGAGGUAACCAUCGUGAAUCCAGAACCCAGUGACGUCGGUCCUGCUACCGGCCGCGCCGUUGCCUGGUCUGAGGCUUCGGACAGACGGCACUUCAACACUAACGUCCAGCUGGUAAGCCAGAGCAAUAAGCCGCUUCUGGAAAUCCGGAAUCUCACCUGUGUCGCGUACGAGGCAGCCGUUCCUGUGUCAGCAACUGAGGUUGCACCGGUUGCUCCCUUUUCGACUUCCAUCUGGAAGCCUGAUGUGUCCAGAUACUCUUCAGCCGAUGGCAGGCGAGAAGCGUGGACCAGCAAAGAAACAAAUGAGCCACUGGGCCAGCUGGUUGAGCUCGUGGCUCAUCGCAAACCUGUCUCCAGUGCUCUGAUCACUGGAUCGCCAGCUGCCGAACUUGUCGACAUUAUCUUGGAUCAACUCCCUACCUCUACGACUGUCAAGAUCGGCUUUGUCGGAGAUGAAGCACCCACUGUUUCUCAAACAGCUGAGGCUCGCGUUAUCAAGUUCUCCCUGCCACCGAAUCCUGAAACUUGGAUUCCCGAGCUCAAAGAGGAAACGUUCGAUCUGAUUUUCUCCGACUCGGACCCAAAACUGCUCAUGCCGCUCGUUAAUGAGGAGGGAUGGGUUCUUGGCACUGUCUCCGAAGCUUCGCCAACCCCUUCUAUGGCCAUUACAACAGGGAAUUAUUUCGCACUGCAGAAGGCAGUCGUCAAGCCUGACACUUCCGAUGUUUUUGAGCCACAAGUCCUACUCUUGUCUUUCAAAGACGUCGAUAGCAACUCCCAUGCACUAGCCAAGGCGCUAGAAUCGUCAGGAAGCAGUGUUACCCAUCAGGCGUUAGUCGAUUGCACCUUGAGUUCGAACGUACAUGUCAUCGUUGACGAUACCGAUGGUUACUUCUUCUCUGCUUUGGAUCGAGCGUCCUUUGACGCCCUCAAGAAAUUGUUUGGCGCUGCUGUUCCUGUCCUGUGGCUCACUAAAGGCGUCCAACAAGGCCGCUCCGCCACCGGCGGCAUGGCCGGUGGCUUCUUGCGUGUUUUGUGCUCAGAGAUGGCUGCUUCACGAAUUGUCCUUCUGGAUUAUGACGAGGAAGAGUCCCUGGACGUCGUGAGUCGCGAAGCCAUGGAGCUCGUGAAGAAUGCAGGAACACGGGAUUCAGGCAACGAUACCGAGUUCUGGCUACACAAGGGCGUGUUGCAUAUCUCGCGACUGGUCCCUAAUGACGUCUUGAACCGCCAGUUCGAAGGUGGCACUCAGACUUAUGAUGAUCUUCCACUUGCCACUUAUCAAGAAGGCCAGCCGAUGAGAGUACGUGUGCUAGAUGGGGGCGACCUUGGUCUCGAACCGCUUAUUCAAGAAACUGCCCUAGCGGCGGACGAGGUGGAAAUCCAACUUUUCAUGUCGCAGAGACCGGACUCCAGCCCCUGGGGUACGCUUGUGAUGGGAGUUAUUUCCAGAACCGGUGAUGAUGUUACCUCGUCUCUCAUUGGCAAGGAAGCCGUCGGCAUUGUCACUGGAGACCUAACGACCGCCGCCCAGACUUCUGUCUUUGCCACUGUCAACUCCGGACGUGAGCCGUUCGACAGAAAAUCUCUUCUCGGAACUUUGGGCGUCAUCGCGAAAAUCGUAGACCUCACACUCAACAAGGCUCAAGUGCUCUCGGGUGAUCCUGUCCUGGCGUUACCCGGGCCAGAGAUUGCUACGAAGCUUCUCGUAAAGCUCGCAAGCGCACGUGGCUGGAACUUGGCCCUCGCUACUCGUUCGCAAGAAGAGAAACAGAAUUUUGAGUCCUUGUCGGUGUUCGAUGGUGUGCGACUUGUUGCCGCGGAUGACAUCGAGGCCAUCAUCAAGCAUCUGGAGUCAAAGAAGCAUGCGGCGGCAGUCUUGGCCUACGACUUCAUAAACACCAGCCGCGAAGUCUGGAGACGCAUUCCGGCUUCGGGUCGGUUCAUGCUGCUGAACAGCGAGACUGGAAAUUUGGCGCCGGAUGCAGCUCCGUUCGCGAGAGGCGCUUCCUUCAUCACAACACCUGCUAGCUCUGUACCUUCGAGACAGCUCUUGGAGCGUUGCAUCGCCGAAAUUCAACAGCAUCAAAGAUUUCUUCUCCAAGAUGAUUUGACUUUAGGUUACGAACAAGAUUGUAAAAUGGGAAUUAUUGACUUUUCCUCAGGGGAAUCAUUGUUCAAGAUGAUUCCUCCGACAAUGUCCUGUUGUCUCUCGGAUGAUGCGGCCUACCUCCUUGUGGGUUGCCUUGGCGGACUCGGACGCAGUCUCACGAAGCGUAUGAUGGAACUGGGAGCGCGCAAUUUCGUCUUCGUCUCGAGGUCCGGAGCCGACAAAACAGAGGCUGCACAGGUCGUGGAGGAGAUCAAGAAGGCCGGUGCUUCAGCCGAUGUCUUCCGCGCGGAUGUGUCCGACGAAGUCGCCAUCAGGAAAGUCAUUGACCAAGUUGUCGCCAAACGUCAGAUUCGUGGCGUUGUGCACGCAGCCAUGGUUCUCAAGGAUGGCAUGUUCGAACAAAUGGACUACGACACCUUUGAAGCCUCUAUCAGCCCCAAAGCGCGGGGCGCUGUGUCACUUCACAACGCACUUCAAGACGUGCCUGGCAUUGACCUUGAUUUCUUCGUGCUGACAAGCUCCAUUUCUGCCCUGCUGGGUAACACUGGUCAGAGCAACUACGGCGCGGCGAACGGGGUUCUCGAGUCUCUGGCUCGAUUUCGAUCAGGGCAGGGUCUUCCUGCGACGGCGUUGGCGUUGCCCAUGGUGCUGGGAGUCGGUGUGGUCGCUGAAACGGACGGGCUCGAAGCGUCACUGAUGCGCAAGGGUCUCUACGGCAUUGACGAGAAUGAGAUGAUUCGCGGCUUUGAAGUCGCCAUGGCAAGAGGGCGCACCAGCGGCACCGUCUUCAUGGGAAUGGAGGCGCCUUGUCUCGGUGCCACUAUCACGUCUGCCGCAAGCGAGGACAGCUUGGACCUCUACUGGUAUCGUGAUGCUCGCUUCAGCCACGUACGAAACGCUGUCGAGGCUACUGGGAAGCAGAAGGCGGGCGGCAGCUCCGGUGGCGGGGAGAGCUUCAGAGAGACAGUGAAGGUCGCGUUGAAGCAAGAGGGCUACGACGGCGCCGUCCGAGCCAUUGCGAAACACAUCGCGAAACGAGUCUCCAUCAUCUUGAUGAUUGCCGUCGAGGACAUCGAGCUGGAUGGACCUUCGAUUGCUAGCUACGGCUUGGAUAGUAUGAUUGGUGUAGAGAUGAGGACCUGGUUAUUCAAGGAGUUCGGCCUGAACUAUCCGUUCCAGCAGCUGUUGGCACCAACACUGAGCUUUACCAAGCUGGGGAGCGUGGUUGCGGAAACGAUGGGCCUUAAGGAUAAUGAGCUUGUUUGA